This is a messenger RNA of Calidris pugnax (ruff), 3509 nucleotides long. RefSeq names its product family with sequence similarity 83 member B (gene SACK1B). The transcript has 4 exons. Bases 1 to 3084 code for a protein of 1027 amino acids. Gene Ontology annotation, cellular component: membrane; cytoplasm. The record is from RefSeq and is a predicted model, not a curated record. Gene Ontology annotation, biological process: epidermal growth factor receptor signaling pathway. Lineage: Eukaryota; Metazoa; Chordata; Aves; Charadriiformes; Scolopacidae.
AUGGAAACUUCAUCUUUGUUGUCAUCCUUACAUGAUGAAUGCAGAUCAGACAACUAUAUUGAACCUCAUUACAAGGAAUGGUAUCGAGUAGCUAUUGAUGCUCUAAUUGAAGGAGGUUUAGAAGCCUACAAAGAAUUUCUUUCCAAAGAGAGAUGCUCAGAGUUCCUAGCGGAUGGGGAAAUUGAUUAUAUUUUGAACAAUGUCCACAAACUUCCCCAAAACACAAUUUAUUCCUCUAACCAUGCCAUUGAUGACACCUCUUCCUCGGGAACCUACUGGCCCAUUGAAUCAGAUGUGGAAGCUCCAAAUCUUGACUUAGGUUGGCCCUACCUGAUGCCUGGAAUUUCUGGUGGCACGAAUAUUGAUCUGCUUUUUCAUCCACCACGAGCACAACCUUACACCAUAAAGGAAACUGUUCGGAAGAUGAUACGAGAUGCAAGAAAGGUCAUUGCCAUCGUUAUGGAUAUGUUUACAGAUGUGGAUAUCUUUAGAGAAAUUGUGGAGGCAUCUGCUAGAGGGAUUGCAGUGUAUCUCCUGCUUGAUGAGUCAAACUUCAGUCACUUUCUGAAAAUGACAGAGAAACAAGGCUGUCAAGUUCAGAGGCUCAGGAACAUGAGGGUGCGGACAGUAAAAGGACAAGAUUACUAUUCUAAAACAGGAGCAAAAUUCCAUGGAAAAAUGGAACAAAAAUUUAUUCUUGUUGACUGUAAGAAAGUCAUAUAUGGUUCUUACAGCUUUAUGUGGUCAUUUGAAAAAACCAACCUCAGUAUGGUUCAAGUUAUCACAGGACAGCUGGUUGAAUCUUUUGAUGAAGAGUUCAGGACACUGUAUGCCCGUUCUUCUGUUCCUAGUUCCUUUGCCCCAGAAUUAGUGCGGGUGAACAGUCGCAGGACACUCUGGGAUAACGACACGUACCAGCACUCGGUGUCUUCCUUGGCCUCAGUUUCUAGCCAAAGAAACCUUUUUGGUAGGCAAGACAAGGUUCACAAGAUAGAUCCUAUUUGUUGGAAAACUCGUGGAAGAUACGCAGUGAACGAAAUAGAUAAAUACGUGUUGAGAAAUCAAGCCUAUAAUAAACAACCAUUUCAUCCGGGUUUUAAUAUGCAAAAUGCCAUCCAGCAGUAUCAACCUAGUGAAAAAAAUGAGCACUGGAAGAGACAUAGUUAUGCUGGGGAGAAGCCAGAAAGGACACCUUACCUGUUGCUCAACAGAGCUAUUAAUAGAGCCAACAAUCCAUCAAAUGCUUGGAAAAUGCCAUCUGAUAGCCUUAGCAUUGUUUCUUCGUUACGAGGAGGGUAUGCAAAUAACUACAAUACACCCCAGCAGAGUUUUGCUGAUCAGUUUUCACGACCAAAGGUAAAUCUUGCGGAAAGAAAUUCAAUUGUACGGAGGUCUUUUAAUGGGACAGAUAAUCAUAUCCGUCAUCUGCAGCAAAGGAUGCCCACCCUCGAACACACAACGAAAUCAUUCCUCCGUAACUGGCGAAUUAAGUCAUAUUUGAACGAUCAAUCGGAUUAUCCAGUGGAGUCUAACGGGUCAGCCUUGGGUGACAGAUACGAUAGCUAUGACACAGCUGAAAAUAUUAAAGCUCAUGCGCUGUAUUCUCAUUCUCGCUUGCGAUCGUCAUUGGUGUUUCAGCCAACUCUACCUGAACAGCAGGAAGUAAGCAGCUGUGCAAGUUCUUCAAAUUCAACUAUAAUUGGGUCGGAGGGAAGUGCAACACCUAAAGGGACGUCUAAUCAUGCUCCAAGUGUGGAAAACGGAACAGAUAAUACUGUAGAAGAGACUAGCACCAAUGUCCCACUUAAAGCAGAUGCACCAAAAAACCACAGAAUUCAUAUUGCAGACAACACAAAACCUAUUGUAAAUUCAAAUGCAACAGGUGACUCAUCUCCCUACUUGUACACAACACUGUGUGCAGACAAACACACAGAAAAUCUGAAGAAUCUUCAAAAUGAAAAUAUACUAAAAAGGAGAAGUUUUCCCAUGUUUAAUUCAAAGUCUAUUUUAGACCCUGGUGCCAACAAACAUGCAUCCAGUUAUGUUUACAGCACAUUGACUAGGCAUAGACUUAAGCAGCCAGUUAGUCCAAAACUUCCAGAAGACACACUGAAGACCUCUAAAAGUUUGCACAGUGUGACCAACCACUUGCCACAGGAGGAAAAGAACCUCAAAGGAGAGCUAAAGAGCCCGACUGCUAGCAAGGCAAUCUCUAUGGCUGCUCUCACUGAAUCGAGCAAAGAGGAGUCUUGUAAGGAUUGCACAUCUAAGAAAGAAAGUAAGAGUUCCCCGAGUUUUCUAAAGAAAGGAUCCCAGAAAUUGCGGUCACUUCUUAAUCUCACACCAGACAAGAAGGAAAACUUGUCAAAAAACAAAGGUACUGCCUUUUACAGAAUGUGUAGUAGUUCUGAUACAUUGGUUUCUGAAGAAGAGAAUCAAAAGCCAAAGAUUUCUGAGAAUAAGACAGAUUCUUCCCCAAGGAGAAAGAGAAACACAUCGUCAAAUUCUCAAGGUAGCUUAAACAGAAGUAAAGAAGAUGUCACCGGGAGCCCAAAAAAGUCUCCAAAGUCUCCAAAGUCACCAAAACCUCCAUCUGAUGAAAGCAAUAAAAAGUGUCCUCUUUUGUGCCCCCUUGAAAGUAAAUUCAUAGAAACUGCAGGAGAUGCGUCUACCCCAAGAUUUAAUACAGAACAGAUUCAGUAUCAAGACGUAAAGGAAAUCACCACAAACACUACUCCCGAAAGUGCCCCUGUUUCUGCUCUUCAAAGAGCAAGUUCAAUGACACCACAGUUGGCAAGCUCAAAACGCCAAGAGGAGCUAAGAUCUCGUUUGAGUGAAAGGCGUGUUUAUAGUCGCUUUGAGCCAUUCUGUAAGAUUGAAAAUGCUGGCCAACCUGCAGGAAAUGCACCCAACAGCAGUUCACAUCUCUCAGAUAUCAAAAGCAAGACCUUAGGGAAUAAUUAUGGUAGGAGUAAUCACAUGGUCGGCUACAACUCAACUGCUUACCAUCCAUUGCAGCCUAAUGAAAAUAAGCUGAGAGGUUUUAUGCAAAAGUUUGGGAACUUCCUACACAAAAACAAGUAAAACUUUUGUUGAUGAUGUUGAAAUACAGCAAGAGUAGUAAAGCUGGACAUAAUCUUAACUGGACAAGACUGACGGGCAACUUUUGUAGAGCUUACUUGGGUUUCUUCUGGGGUCUAGGACAUUGAAACGAAUGUACAUACUUUUUCAUAAUUAUCCUAGAAUUGUUAUACUGAAGUCUUUACAGAGAUUCUGUGUCCAGAAGAUGUCUCAAGGGAGUUGUUUAUAGUGUUUAUAUUGUAAGAUUAAUUUUAUACAUUUUCCUUGUGAAGAAAGUAUAUACUAGCGUAUUGUAAGAUUAAAUGUAGGCGAAAAAAGAUGGAGGAUGUUUUUAAACUUCAAAUGAUAAUGCUUCCAAAGAUUUUCCCUUUAAAAAUAGGAUAGCACUAGGAAUAGUGGCUUGCAUUUUUUUCAGCUUUUAUGUACAU